AUGGCUACUCUUGUCCUGCUCUCUGCUGCUCUCCUCCUCGGCCUUCUCCUGCCUUCCUCCAUGGCCAACAACAUUCUCUAUGCUGGCGACACGCUGUACAGUGACUAUUCCCUCACGGAAGGGAGCUAUACCUUCACCAUGCAGGACGACUGCAACCUGGUGCUGGACGAGAGCCGCCUGGAGGUGUGGUCCUCCAACACCACGGGGCAAGGUACCGCCUGCCACGUCAAAUUGUACACCGACGGCAACCUCGUCAUCUACAACAGCAACGACAAGCCUAUUAAUUGGUCGAGCGACACCGCCGGCAAGGAGGACAAGUACAUCCUCGUCGUGCAUCGCGACGGCCACGUCGUCAUCUACGAACCUAUAUGGACCCGCCCCAACAGAAACACCGCCAAUUACAAAGGCGUCGUGACCGUCAAAAGGGGCCACAGCGAUACUAGCAUCACGGCGGCGGAUAACAAUAUUCUCUAUGCCGGCGACACGCUGAACACCAGCCAAUCCCUCACCCAAGGGAGCCAUACCUUCAUCAUGCAGUCCGACUGCAACCUGGUGCUGGACGACGGCCAGAACCAGGCACUGUGGACCUCUGCCACCAACGGCCUAGGCGACAACUGCUUCGCAAACCUGCAGACCGACGGCAACCUCGUCAUCCACAACGACAAAAACGAGGCUGUCUGGUCGACCAACACCGCCGGCAAGGAGGACAAGUACAUCCUCGUCCUGCAUCGCGACGGCCACAUCAUGAUCUACAAACCUAUAUGGACCCGCCCCAACAACGAUGACAAUUCCACGAACAGGAAGAUCGCCAUGGUGACUAAUAAUUAG
Molecule: messenger RNA, 828 nt
Organism: Zingiber officinale
Lineage: Eukaryota; Viridiplantae; Streptophyta; Magnoliopsida; Zingiberales; Zingiberaceae
Product: curculin-2-like
Exons: 1
Coding region: 1-828 (275 amino acids)
Source: RefSeq, a predicted model, not a curated record